ACAUACAGCAAAAUGAAAUUUUUAACAUUAUUUUCAUUGAUUUUCUUCAUCGUCGGCACAAUCCAUGCAUUUAAAUGUCCCGAUUUAAACGAUAUAUUUUAUCGUGAUCCAGAAAAUUCACAUUAUUUUUAUGAAUGUGUUAAUGGCCGUGCAUUUCAUUUUCAAUGUCCAAAUGAUUUAGUAUUUAAUGAAAGUAUACAGGCAUGUGAUUAUACAAUUGGACCACCAAUUGAACAUACAACACAUCAUUAUGAAACACCAGAUCAUACUGGUACAAGAAAACGUCAUACAACCACAUCAUCAAUGUCAACAUCGACAACAUCAUCAACAAAUUCUGAUCAUAAAACUACAAACCCUGAACAACAAUCAUCAACAACAACAAUGGCAUCAUCAACUGAUCAUCACAGUGAUGAUCAAACAACCAGAGGACGUCAUCAUCCAACAACACCAACAAAAAACAAUGCCUUGAUCUGAUUUAAAAAUCAUAUAAUUAACCAUUUACCCACCAAUCCAUCGAUAUUUUUUUUUUAAUUUAAAAAUAAAAAUUUUGUCAUUUACGUAAUCAAAGCAAAAAAAAAAUGGAAAUUAAAAAAAAUUUCAUUGACCUUGAUUUGCAUAUUAAAAAAAAAACAAUUUUUUUU
Molecule: messenger RNA, 641 nt
Organism: Dermatophagoides pteronyssinus (European house dust mite)
Lineage: Eukaryota; Metazoa; Arthropoda; Arachnida; Sarcoptiformes; Pyroglyphidae
Cellular component (GO): extracellular region
Molecular function (GO): chitin binding
Source: RefSeq, a predicted model, not a curated record